Messenger RNA from Pyricularia pennisetigena, 1692 nucleotides. RefSeq lists its product as uncharacterized. Gene Ontology annotation, biological process: carotene catabolic process. Gene Ontology annotation, molecular function: protein binding; carotenoid dioxygenase activity. The record is from RefSeq and is a predicted model, not a curated record. The transcript has 3 exons. NCBI's taxonomy places the organism in Eukaryota, Fungi, Ascomycota, Sordariomycetes, Magnaporthales, Pyriculariaceae. Bases 1 to 1692 code for a protein of 563 amino acids.
AUGGCACACGUCUUCUCCCUUUUUCCAAACGCCAAACCAGGAUACGUCGAUGGCCGUCGACAGACAGAGACCGGCACCACCAAAUUCCCCAACACCUCCUUCUUUCGUGGGCCGCUCAAGCCGAACCGGAUCGAGGCUGACAUCUUUGAGCUCGAGACCAGCGGCGAGAUCCCUCGCAGCAUCGACGGCGUCUUCUUCCGCGUUCAGCCGGACUCGCAGUUCCCUCCGGUUUUUGAGGAUGACGUCCACUUUAGCGGCGACGGGAGGGUGAGCGCCUUCCGGUUCCAAGAUGGCCACGUCGACUGGAAGCAGCGCUACGUGCGGACCGACCGGUUCCGAGCGGAGAGGGCCGCCCGCAGGGCUUUGUUCGGCAGGUACCGCAACCCCUUUACCGACAAUGAGAUGGUCAAGGGCGUCAUCCGCACCGUGUCCAACACCAACGUUAUAUUCUGGCGUGGAGUCCUGCUCGCCAUGAAGGAAGACGGCCCGCCGUUCGCCAUGGACCCGGUCACGCUGGAGACCAUUGGACGAUAUGAUUUCGAGGGACAGGUUGACUCACCGACAUUCACCGCUCAUCCCAAGUUUGACCCUGUCAUGGGAGAGAUGGUUGCGUUUGCGUAUGCCGCGAGCGACGACGGCCAACACGCCAGCCGCGACAUUAUUGUUUGGACCUUUGAUGCUCAGACCGGCGAGAAGAAGCGGGAGCAUACGUAUAAAGCGCCUUUCUGCGGCAUGAUUCACGACGCCGCACUAACCGAGCAUUAUCUUGUAUUGCCGCUCACACCACUCAAGGCUAGCUUGGAGAGGCUUAGGAAAGGCGGCAAUCACUGGGCGUGGGACCCUGAGGAGGACCAAUUAUAUGGCAUCGUUUCCAGGAAAGGAGACAAGGAUAUCAUAUGGCUCAGGUCCAACAAUGCCUUCCACGGUCACGUUGCAGGAGCAUAUGAAGACGACAAGGGCCAUAUAGUUUGCGACUUGACCGUAGCCGACGGCAAUGUCUUUUACUGGUGGCCUCCUGAAAACUCUUCAUCAGGACCAAACACUCGUCAAAAGCUCAACGCAGACACUCACCGAUGGAUUUUUGAUCCCGAUAGCAAGUCUGGCACAUGUGUGGUGCCUGCAGAGCUGUAUGGCACCAAUGGAGAGUUUUCCCGGAUCGACGAGAGGUUCGUCGCGAAGAAGUAUCGCCACUUUUGGCAGCUGCAAAUCGAUUCUUCACGGCCCUACGACAUGGCCAAAUGUGGCCCGCCUGCAGGGGGUCUUUUCAAUGUCAUUGGUCAUUACGAUUGGGACGCACCCCUUAAUCAAGACGGCACUCGCUUCAAGGACGAGUAUUGGGCCGGUCCGACUUGUACAUUUCAAGAACCAGUAUUCGUGCCGAGAUCGCACGACGCAGCCGAGGGCGAGGGCUACGUCAUGGCGCUGGUCAAUCACCUAGACGUCCUGCGCAACGACAUUUUCAUAUUCGACGCGCUCGACCUCGCAAAAGGGCCGAUUGGCGCCUGUCACCUCCCACUGCACAUCGGGAUCGGCCUGCACGGGAACUUUGUCGACGAGGCUGAUAUGGCGUGCUGGAGGUCGGCCCGGGAAGCCAACGGUGACAUUGCCCCUGCGCGUCCUGCGAGCGAACCCCUGCCUUGGCAACGGGAAUUGAUUGUCCAAAACUGCUGCAAAAGGGAGUCAUCUAGAUAG